AUGCUUACGUUCGACGACGAGGUCAAAUAUAUCUGGCCAAACCCAUGGACACCCGUGAAGUUCAUCUACUUCUUCGUUCGAUACUUUGCGGUGGUACUGCAUAUCACUAUCCAGUUCCUGGGGACGCCACCCUUUACGUUCACUGAGCGCGAAUGCUACAUCUGGAACGUCUACCAGGCUCUCGCAUCGGCCUUGCUGAUUGCAUCGGUUGAUUACAUCCUGAUUCUUCGAAUUUUCGCGCUUUACCCGAGAACGCGAAUCGUUAGGAUUGCCGUGGCUUCACUCUACGCUGUUGAGGUGAUCACCAUAGCCAUUGGCUUCGGACUUUCGGUUCCCAACCUCGUUUACGACGAAUAUUGCACGGUCGUGGAUUCGCCCAUUACCUUUCUCGUCGCUGCGGCUGCACCCAUAGCAUUCCAAGCGGUCUUGUUUGGACUGACGAUCUGGAAGUUUUUGAAAGCGGUCAAGGCGGGGUGGGGCGAUGUCCCGCUUGUGAAGCUGUUAAUGAGGGAUGGGACGUGGGCCUUCUUCCUCCUUUUUGUGGUAUUCGUCGCAGAAGCCCUUUUGUACGCAUUUGCGCCGGAUGCCUAUACGAGUGUUCUAUACGGGUGGUUAAAUACUGCUUUUGCCUUCUGUGGCUACCGCAUCCUCAUCAACCUUAACUACACUGGACGUAACAGCCGACCAACCUCAGCGAAUUUCACCACAGGACCCAACAUCCAGUUUACGACCCACAUCUAUACCGGGCACGACAUUAUGGUGGAUCAAUCCUAUCCCAUGGCAGUCAUUACUCGGUCGGAUGAACGAAUGCAGUCCGAGACAGACUCUUCGAUACCACCCAGACCGGGAGGCUCGUCCAACAGGUCUUCACGACAUGAAUACCCAUAG
Coprinopsis cinerea okayama7#130 is the source of this 888-nucleotide messenger RNA. RefSeq lists its product as hypothetical. The record is from RefSeq and is a predicted model, not a curated record. Lineage: Eukaryota; Fungi; Basidiomycota; Agaricomycetes; Agaricales; Psathyrellaceae. The transcript has 9 exons. Bases 1 to 888 code for a protein of 295 amino acids.